Messenger RNA from Phalacrocorax carbo (great cormorant), 1560 nucleotides. The record is from RefSeq and is a predicted model, not a curated record. Lineage: Eukaryota; Metazoa; Chordata; Aves; Suliformes; Phalacrocoracidae.
CCCGCCCCCGCCGGGCGUGCCGCGCUGACGUCACCGCCGGGCUCCGCCGCAGCCCCAGCGCAGGCCGCGCCGCCAGACGGAGGUGCCCGCCGCUCUCCCGGCCGCCAUGCCCUCCGACCGGCCCUUCAAGCAGCGCCGCACCUUCGCCGAUCGUUGUAAAGAAGUACAGCAGAUCCGAGAGCAACAUCCAAACAAAAUCCCGGUCAUCAUUGAACGCUAUAAAGGGGAGAAACAGCUGCCAGUGCUGGACAAGACCAAGUUCCUUGUCCCAGACCAUGUCAACAUGAGUGAAUUGGUCAAAAUAAUCCGGCGUCGCUUGCAGCUGAAUCCCACCCAGGCUUUCUUCCUGCUGGUGAACCAGCACAGCAUGGUGAGUGUGUCUACCCCCAUCUCGGAGAUCUACGAGCAGGAGAAAGAUGAGGAUGGCUUCCUCUACAUGGUCUAUGCUUCCCAGGAGACCUUUGGAUACUGAGACUUCCUGAGAGGUGGCAUCUGGAGACAGAUGAACUGUGGCGCACAGCCUCCUGGCCUUGGAAGACAACACAACCAGGGGCUCACAAGAGGGGAACUGUGCUGACCCUUUCUCUCCCUCCCCUUCCCAUCACCCUGUCACCAAAGAGGCUUAUGGCGUGUCGGACUUGCAGAACCCUUCACCUCUGUGUAGAUUAGUCCCACUCCCUCCACACACAUACCCACGUGCGCGCAUAGGUACAGACACCCACGCACACACGUUGGGCCUCGGCUGCCCAUCCAGUCCCCUUCGUGUAACCUUCAGCUGCUCUCACUGUGCUCUGUGUGUGUGUGUGCAGCCGACAAGAUGCUGUCGCCUUCACUUUCAGCACAGGGAGAGCCGUCGCUCCUCCAAGACACUAAUAAAGGACAGGAGGUCUGCAAAAGCAGCAAACAAAUGUUACCAUUGCUCCUGAGUUUUCACUGAUUUUAAUUAUACCCAUACCAGAUUCUUGGUGCUACUGAGUAGAUUUAGGCGUCUCUGUAGGACUGUGGAUAAUGUAUAUCCUUUAGAUUUAUUUUAUUGUUUUUUUUGUUUGGUGGUUUUGGGGUUUUUUUUGUUGUGGUUUUGUUUUUGUGCGUGUUUUUUUGUUGGGGUUUGUUGGUUUUUUGGUUUUUUUUUGGGGGGGGGACUGAUUGGAACAGGGAAAGUGGGCAGUCUUUCCUGUAUUCCGUAGGUAAAUAAGUCAGACUUCUUUGCACUUCAAAGCAUAGUAGAUGUCAGAGUGGAAUUUACUUUUAAUUUAUACAGGUUUGCCAUAUAUAGUGCUGCUCAUCUGUUGACAGCUGUACCUAGAUUGUAUUUUUUUAAAAUAAAAUCAAUUUUCUUCUCUUUGUCACCCCAUUGCAUGCAAUUUUUCAGUCUCAGUGUGGCUAAGAGGUUGCUUAAGGAAUGUACUGAUUUAUAUUUGCUAUGUUCCUGUUCCUGUUUCUCAUGUAUUAUACCAAAAAAAGUAUAUGAUAAAAUCCCACCCAGUUUAAUCUAUACAAAGGUGUGUGUGUAUAUAUAUCUAUAUAUAAAAUAAACAUAAAUUUAAGUCGUGUCUUGUA